AUGAUGAUGAUAAUGAUGAUGAUUGGACAACCAUUGAUAUGUUGUGGUGCAGUUUGUGGUCUCAUGGAAGAUCGGUGUGUUGUGGUGCAGCGGUGGUGGGAGGUGUGGUGGUUUGGUGUCGAUGCAGGUGCCAGGAGUUGCAGUGUCGAUGACAUGGUUGAGGCUGUGGCGAAAAUGCAAGGUAAGAUAAAACAGCGAGCAUUAGAAUAUAGAUACAGUGGCCUUCUAGAGGAGAGUUCUAGUGUUUGCCUUCUUCUUCUUCUUCUUCUUCUUCCCCUCUGCAAUGCACUGCAUCUACUGUCAGGAUGGGACUGGUGGUGCUUGAGGAAGUACUGA
Molecule: messenger RNA, 336 nt
Organism: Hydatigera taeniaeformis
Lineage: Eukaryota; Metazoa; Platyhelminthes; Cestoda; Cyclophyllidea; Taeniidae
Source: the annotation of a GenBank genome assembly